This is a messenger RNA of Rotaria sp. Silwood2, 843 nucleotides long. NCBI's taxonomy places the organism in Eukaryota, Metazoa, Rotifera, Eurotatoria, Philodinida, Philodinidae. The record is from the annotation of a GenBank genome assembly.
AUGGUAUCGUUUAGAUCAAAAGAAAGAAAAUUAAUCAUACUUUGUCUGGCUCUCAUUUUUGUACUUACUAGCUAUCAUUCUUUUGACAGCUAUUAUGUUUGUCAUGAGUUUGAAAAAAAUAUUUGGUCUCAAUUUAAAUGCUCUUCGAAUAAUUUUUAUCCUUGCAUUGCUAUACUUGUUGAAUUUCGUACAGUUAAUCAUAUUGUUUCUAUUGUUCACAAUGUUAAUAAUCAUAUUCCAUCAACAUGGCCAAUUCAAAUAUUUCAUGGAAAUGAUAAUGAAGGUUUUAUUAGAAAUUCAACUUUAGCACCAUUAAUUGCAUCAGGAAAAAUAUUUCUUACUUUAAUGAAAGAAGUUUAUGGAAAAAAUCGAACAAAUGAAUUAUUAACAGAUCGUAAAUUUUGGCAACAAGUUCGUGGUGAAAAAAUCCUUUUUUUUCAAAUCGAUUCAGUUAUAUGUUCAAAUUCUCCACAUAAAAUUACUGAUUUUCUUCAAUAUGAUUAUAUUGGUGCACCAUGGGAUCCAUCUUGGUAUCAUCAUAGCAAAGUCGAUCUAGUCGGUAAUGGUGGAUUUUCAUUACGAAGUCGCAGCAAGAUACUUGCUUUACUUGCACUUCUUCCAUAUGAUAAUAAAGUGCCAGAAGAUGUUUGGUAUGCAGACAAUUUACGUCUAGUAAAUGGAUCAAUUGCUUCAGUAAAUGUAGCUAAAACAUUUGCAGUUGACACAGUAUAUUAUGAAAGACCAUUAGGUAUACAUCGAUCUUUUACUACUUGUAAGAUUCGUCAACAAUUAUUUAAAACAUGUCCAGAAGCAAUGAUGAUAAUGCCAGAAACAUGUGUAUAA